Frankliniella occidentalis (western flower thrips) is the source of this 2749-nucleotide messenger RNA. Its product is annotated as facilitated trehalose transporter Tret1. The transcript has 4 exons. Gene Ontology annotation, biological process: transmembrane transport. The coding region runs from base 743 to 1963 and encodes 406 amino acids. Gene Ontology annotation, molecular function: transmembrane transporter activity. The record is from RefSeq and is a predicted model, not a curated record. Gene Ontology annotation, cellular component: membrane. Lineage: Eukaryota; Metazoa; Arthropoda; Insecta; Thysanoptera; Thripidae.
UUCCAACCGAAACGCUCGGGAGAGGCUGUGGCGCCUCACUUAGGGCAUCCGCACCCUAAAGGCCCCUAGGGUGACGCUUGUAGGCCGACCCGACAAGCAGCCAUCUGGAGUGGAGAUGGUGGGCCUCCCUGAGCACCCAAGUCCGGGAGUUCACACCCGAAAAACGAGUUUCUUGAAUGAGGUAAAUAUCGUUGGAACAAUAAGUCAAUUUCCUAGCACAGGUCUCCCAUAGCGCCUGGUAGUUAGGCAAUAUCUUACCUGCAGUGCAUGGGUGUACUGCGGAGUGGCCUACCCCGAGUCUCGAAGGCGCCGAGCUCCCCUCAUCCGUGAUUUACCAUUUGCCAAAUGCAUCUGUGAAAAACAGUAGCACAUUCUGGACAGGUCUAGGAAAUUGGCUUGUUCCCAGGAUAUUUACUAGGUUUAAGAACCUCGUUUUUGAGGUGCGGGUAGGAAAGAAUCUGAUAUCGCCACAAGCCCCCUCGCUGCACCCCGGCGGCGGUGCGCGUCAUAGGAAAGGUGCAAUUCGGCCAUGUUCGGGCUCGGGCUUUCGGCUGCCCUUUGGGCGGCCCGAGGGGAAGAUUCGUGAGCGCGAAUUGUUUUAAUUGCCCCAGGGCAUGCUCCCACACCGAACGGCACUCUAGCACUGCUAAAGUUUGUGUGUACAAAACAGUGCACCAGCUGGUGCACUCUCUAGAGUACACAGUAGGUCCACAGAUCUCUCGCCGCGGACUGGGUGAAAAGGAUGACGGGCCCCGCAAGCAAUGCGGCCUCGCCGCCCAGGGAGAAGCAGGAGCACCUGACGGAGGCCGCCGUCGCCAACGGCUGCUGCCGGGACCCGGGCGCCGUCGACCCCUUCCGGGAGGCGCUGCCGCAGGUUCUCGCGUCGUGCGCCAAGAACAUGCUGCUCCUCGACAUCGGCAUGACCCUCGCCUUCCCCACCGUCGUGAUAGCCGCCUUGCUCGGCUCCAAGGAGCACCCCAGGGAGCCAGACGAGUUCGGCCUCACCUUUGACGAGUGGCAGGCAUCGUGGUUCGGCAGCCUGAUGCUCAUCUGCCAGCCCUUCGGCUCGGUGCUGUCCGGGCUGCUGCUGGAGCCGCUCGGGCGCAAGCGCGCCAUGCUGCUGGUCAACGCGCCGCACCUGCUGUCCUGGCUGCUGCUGUCCACGGCGCGCUCGCACGCCGCGCUGUUCGCCGCCGCCGCGCUCAUGGGGCUGGGCAUGGGCUUCAUGGAGGCGCCCAUCAUCACGUACGUGGGCGAGAUCUCCACGCCCAAGCUGCGCGGCGCGCUCACCUCCAUGGCCGGCAUCUCCGUCAUGCUGGGCUUCUUCAUCGAGUACCUGCUGGGCACCCUGGUCACGUGGCGCACGGCGGCCUGGGGCAGCGUGGCCGUGCCGCUGCUCACCGUGCUCGCCAUCUCGCAGGUGCCCGAGUCGCCCAUGUGGCUCGUGUCCAAGGGCCGGCUGCGCGACGCGGAGCGCGCCCUGCGCUGGCUGCGCGGCUGGGUGCCGGCCUCCGCCGUGCAGACCGAGCUGGCCGCCCUCGUCCGGUACAACGCGGAGAUGACGGCCAUGUCGGGCGGCAAGGCCUUGAGGGCGGCGGAGCAGGCGAGUGCGGCGGCGGGCGGCGGCGGCCCCAACGGCAACGGCGUCUGCAACGGCGGCUUCGUGGCGGACGACGUGAAGCCGCGGGCCGAGCAGGCGGCCGCGCAGCCCGAGCGCGCCCCCACGGUGGACGUGGCGCCCGGCGGCCGCUACCUGGACGGCGUGCGCGCGCUGCGCAAGAGGGAGACGCUGUGGCCGCUCAUGCUCGUCAUCGCCUUCUUCGUCAUCCACCACUGGACGGGCCUGUCCGGCCUGCGGCCCUUCAUGGUGCCCGUCUUCAGGCAGUUCGGCCUGCCCGUCGACGCCCACUGGCUCACGGUGAGCGUCUCGCGUCCUCUAUGCGCCUUGAGCGGGGAGGCGUGAGAGAAGGACAAGGGCGAUGCGUUACAGUAGCGCCGUCCAUUCCCAUUUUUCCUCUUACGGCUUGCCCUGGCUGGAUUGCACUCAGGUCUACACGGUCGACACCUUGCGGUGGGGGUCAUCGCGGUUUCGCGGGGGUGCCUUGAGGUUCCGUGGUGGUAGCUCGCCGUUUCGUGGGGUGUGCUCGCUUGGAUCCUACCAGAGAAAGCAUACGGUUCGCGAAUCUUUCGCGAGGGGUCCUUUAUCCGAGCCGGUGUCCGGCAGGGCCAGGGAAGUACAGUAGUGUAUUUCGACUAACGGAGGAAGAAGAAUUGCGGGUAGAACAUAAAGGUUCCUGAUUGGCCGAGCGCUUACCCCCAGUACCGGUGUGUCGUAGAGGCGGGAAGUUCUCAACCAAUCGGUAACGUUUAUGUUCUAUACCCGCUAUUCUUCUUCCUCCGUUAGUCGAAAUACACUACACUAGCGCGUGUAAGGGCUACGACACAACAGUAUAGGUGUAUGCCCGGUUUGCCUACUCGGUCCAUCCGUGAGGCUCCAUGGCUCCUCUAGGGCAAACCCGCAACACUUUGUGUCGUAGCCGUGAUACACGGUACAGACUGAGUUGGGUUAAUCAGCAGCCAAGCACAGGCCGAAGGCUUCUCUGCAAUGGAAACAGCGAAGUGUGAAAUGCGGGAAGUAACUGCCUCCGGCGGCCUAUUCCGUUUACGAGUCCACUUUGCCGUCCGACCAAAAGAGAGCCAUUCAAACCCAUCUCAUUUAUCGCGCUCUCGCGAGCGAAAAGGGGCAGAG